AUGCCUAUGUUUUAUCGUGAUGACUGUGAUAUGCAUCUUACCCACGAUACUCUGUCUCUGAGGAAGACACACUGCAGUGGUAGGAAACACAAAGAGAAUGUGAAACACUGUUACCAGAUAUGGACGGAGGAGCAGGCCCAGAGCCUGACUGACAAAACAACGGCUGCAUUUCAACAAGAAAAGAUAACUCCAGCUCCAUUCUCUGCUCCUCUACCUUUGUGGACCUUGAUUCUACCUCCACCCAGUCUCCCGGGUCCUCCUUGGCCUGGCAUGAUGGCUGCACCCCAUAUGGAAUGCCCUCCCGUGAUGCCAAUGAUAGACCCUCCUCCUCCUGGGAUAAUGUCUGUGGGACCAGCUCCUGGGAUGAGACCACCCCUGGGAGGCCACAUGCCCAUGAUGCCCGGGCCUCAAUAA
Molecule: messenger RNA, 414 nt
Organism: Rattus rattus (black rat)
Lineage: Eukaryota; Metazoa; Chordata; Mammalia; Rodentia; Muridae
Product: U1 small nuclear ribonucleoprotein C-like
Exons: 1
Coding region: 1-414 (137 amino acids)
Biological process (GO): spliceosomal snRNP assembly; mRNA 5'-splice site recognition; mRNA splicing, via spliceosome
Cellular component (GO): nucleus; U1 snRNP
Molecular function (GO): pre-mRNA 5'-splice site binding; zinc ion binding
Source: RefSeq, a predicted model, not a curated record